Messenger RNA from Notothenia coriiceps (black rockcod), 685 nucleotides. RefSeq names its product ELMO domain-containing protein 2-like. The transcript has 6 exons. Bases 118 to 657 code for a protein of 179 amino acids. Gene Ontology annotation, cellular component: membrane. The record is from RefSeq and is a predicted model, not a curated record. Lineage: Eukaryota; Metazoa; Chordata; Actinopteri; Perciformes; Nototheniidae. Gene Ontology annotation, molecular function: GTPase activator activity.
CAGAGCCAGACUGUUGUCAAGAGAAACGUAGCUAACAUUUACUCACCAGCCCCUCAGCUAACUGCAGCAAGUGGAGACAAGUUUGGAUAUAUAUUGGUCUCUUCGGCAGAAAGGAAGAUGCUUGGGUAUAUCUGGCAGUAUGUCUACACGUCCUUCCUGAGAUAUUGGCUGAAGUGGUUCAUCCGACAGGCCACAGGGACAUGUGAGCUGCAGCGAAUAUGCUCCGGAAACAAGCCUGGGGCAACAAGGACAUCCAAAGCAGAAUAUUCUCUCCGCUCAUCAAAGAACAAGGUUUUAAGAGGAGCUUUGAAAGCCAGCAAGGAUCAGUUAGAAAAAUGUGCGGACCAAAUUAUGAAAGAGAAGAAUGUCAAACCCCAGAAAGAUCCGCUGUUCAAGGAAAGCCUACACAUCUGUCUGUUACAGAUAACAGGAAACAGCAGCCUGUACGUAUCUGUGGAAAACAUGAGAAAGGAAGUGUUCAGCUCAGAGAACCAAGAACAUGAGGCCAUGCUCCUAAAGCUGUGGGACCUGCUGAUGCCGACGGUCAAACUGGAUUCGAGGAUAACCAAACAGUGGGGAGACAUCGGAUUUCAGGGCGACGAUCCAAAAACUGACUUCAGAGGAAUGGGACUGCUCGGCCUUAUCAACCUUGUGUAAGUCCCUUCAACUAAUUACAAUUACACAU